Schistosoma rodhaini is the source of this 2576-nucleotide messenger RNA. The record is from the annotation of a GenBank genome assembly. Lineage: Eukaryota; Metazoa; Platyhelminthes; Trematoda; Strigeidida; Schistosomatidae.
GCGUCAGUCAAAUAAAUAUUUAGGCGCCAUUGAGGGUCCAAAUGCUAAUGUGUUUAAGGGCUCUCUUCAUCGUCGUACAUAUUUUUUCUCACUCUAACUGCUACAUACAGCGGGGUUUGGAAGAUCCAUAUGCUGAAACACCUAAAUGUGAACCUAUACGUAUAAAGGCUUGUCAGGAUCUACCAUAUAACAUCACUAUAUUUCCAAAUGAUAUGGGGCAUGCUACUCAAGACGAUGCCGCCCAGGAAAUCGGUCAAUAUACACCAUUAGUUCGAACUACUUGCAGUUCCUCCUUAAAGUUGUUUUUAUGCUCCUUAUUUUUCCCUGUCUGCACUGGGAUGAAAAAACCAUUACCACCUUGUCGAUCUUUGUGUGAACAAAACCGUAAGGACUGUGAACCACUUAUGCGGGGUUUUCAUUUUGAGUGGCCAAAAAUAAUGAAUUGUGAUCGUUUCCCAGAAGAUUCGUUGUGUAUAGCUGAAAAUAAGACAGAAAAACGGCUUUCUAAGGAACCUUCCUUCGUGUGCCCUGUUCAUAUGAAAGUUCCUCCAAGUUUCGAAUUCCGCGUAAGAAUGGGCAGGAAUCAAAUAAUUCAGGACUGUGGAAUUCCUUGCGGUGAUUUCCUCUUCGGAGAUUCUUCUUCCAGGAAGUUUUCUCGCUUAUGGAUCGGUCUCUGGAGUUUCUUGUGUGCAGCAUCGACGUCAUUUACAGUUCUCACCUUCCUCAUUGAUAUGCCUCGUUUUCAGUACCCCGAGAGACCGAUAAUAUUCUUGUCAGCUUGUUACCUAAUGGUGGCUCUCACAUACGUUGCAGGCUUUAUUUUAAAUGACAGUGUCGCUUGCUCUGGGCCUUUUCCAGCACCACAAUCUCUUAGUGGUCAAAUUGAAAUGCCACGACUCGUUACUCAGGGCACAAAAUUUGAAGGAUGCAUCAUUUUAUUCAUGUUGCUUUACUUCUUUUCGAUGGCUAGUUCUAUUUGGUGGGUGGUUUUGACAAUCACUUGGUAUUUAGCUGCUAAAUGUCAUUGGGCACAUGAAGCUAUAUCACGUAAUGCACAGUAUUUACACUUUGCUGCAUGGGCUAUUCCAGCUGCUAAAACAAUUGGGAUAUUAGCUUUGGGAAAAGUUGACGGUGAUCCACUAUCUGGUGUAUGCUUCACCGGAUUAACAGAUCCAGUUAUACUGAGAGCAUUUUUAAUUGCCCCAUUAUGUUUGUAUCUUCUGAUUGGAACGUGUUUCCUGUUUGCUGGUUUUGUAUCAUUAUUUAGAAUCCGUACAAUCAUCAAAACUGGAGGUUCAAAAACAGAUGACCUAGAGAAAUUAAUUAUGCGAAUUGGUGUAUUUAGUUUACUGUACAUUGUUCCAGCAUUAGUAGUUAUCGCUUGUUAUUUACAUGAAUCUAGAAUGUCUGAAAAAUGGAUGCUUACAUGGUAUACAACUGAAGUAUGUCGUAAAGUAGAUCCUAAUCAACUAGCCGAUUCUAUAUGUCCUGGACAUUUCAAGCGACUGGUUGAAGCCGGUAGUUCAACAUCCCGAUCAGAUAAUUCUGAUAUUUCUGUUAGUCAAAACAUAUUUGCAAAAAUACCUGCAUUAGAAAAACCCGAAUUUGAAUUAUUUAUGAUUAAAUAUCUUAUGACAUUGGUUGUCGGUAUAACAAGUGGUGUCUGGAUAUGGAGUGGUAAAACGCUUGUAUCAUGGAAGCGUUUCUUCGCACGAGUUUUUCGUCGUCGUAGUUGUUGUGAUAACAAAAAUAUCGAUCUAACUGUUUCAAGUACGCGUUCCGGUCUUGUCGUCGCUAGACGAGGCGUUCAGUCGAACGCUCUACCACCUGGUGUAGCAUCAAAUCCUGGUUCUGUUCCGCUGUUAACACGUACAAUACAAUCAUCUCACCCAGUACAACCGUAUAUUUUCAGUCAAGAUACAACAACAACUACUAGUGGAUGGGCAUCAAGAGGUGCACCGUCUGGAGUAACUGCACCACCAGAUAUUUCGUCAACUCCCGUGAGUUAUGCUGCCCAACCUAACUGGUUAGCUGCUAGUCCAAAUUCAGUUCAGAUUAAUGCUGGCCUACAAACUGGUAUGAUAAAUACAAAUGCACAAAGUGUCUUACCCGCUAAUUCUGGUCUAGGCUUACUGUAGUUUUGAUGUCCUGUGGUUAAUAUUCAUUAUCGGUGUACCUCUUUUCCAAGAAAAAAUAUAUCUUCCAUCACCAGUUCUAUUGAUAUUUACCAUUAUUAUUAUCAUUAUUAUUAUUAUCUCGCCUGUAAAUUUACUUGAUAUCAUAUGACUCACUAAAUUACCCUUACGAAUAUUACACUCGUAAAGAAUUGUAAUCAUUUGUCUCAUUUAAUUCUUCCACCUAUACCUCGCUUUACAACAUGUGGAGUUAGUCAUCAAUCAUGAUGUUUAGUUUCUUUAUAACAAGUAGUAGCCUUGUAUGGCUUAUCAUCCCUCUCUGUGCUUUUCCAUAUGGUAACUAGUAUGAUAAAGUAGACUAAUCAUCUGAUUUCAUUUGUUUUCUGUGUAUUGUUACUAAUGUAAAUUGUAGGAUGUGCAUUUACAUGUUCUGUUUUUCUU